This is a messenger RNA of Ochlerotatus camptorhynchus, 5412 nucleotides long. It is a transcript of the gene Cp190, whose product is annotated as centrosome-associated zinc finger protein CP190. The transcript has 3 exons. Gene Ontology annotation, cellular component: nucleus. Lineage: Eukaryota; Metazoa; Arthropoda; Insecta; Diptera; Culicidae. Gene Ontology annotation, biological process: regulation of transcription by RNA polymerase II. The record is from RefSeq and is a predicted model, not a curated record. The coding region runs from base 572 to 4117 and encodes 1181 amino acids. Gene Ontology annotation, molecular function: DNA-binding transcription factor activity, RNA polymerase II-specific; protein binding.
UCAGGUAGGACGCCAUCUUGAUAUUUUCCAAGCAGAAAGCUUAGCCGAGCUCGCAGCAACAACUGCGGUGUAGCCCGAAAAGUUACCCUGUGUGUGGACAUCUUGGAUUUUGAGACAGAGACGAGGAUGGUUUUCGAAUUCGAGCGCUUUGAAGGGCUAAAAAAUAUCGGUGAUUUAAUUCGUGUCCAGAUCCUAGUUUGACGGUUGAGAUUUCGGGAUUCCGGGUCGUGUUGUUAGUGGUUGCGAUAUUUACGUCGGAUCCGGUUGUUUUCGGCAGUGAAAAGGUGCGCCGAUCCAAGUGUUCCAAUCGGAGAAGGGCAUACGGUUUCGGUAGUGAUAUUUUUUUUUGUGUCGCGGUGGCGAAUGUGUGUUGUUUUCUUCUGAUCUAGAAACUUAAAUUUCGAGCUGCGAAAAUCUGAAGAAUGCAAAUAGUGUGAAAGCCGACUGGUUCCACUAGGGUUGAUUUGGAAUCAGUGAAUUUGAUAUAGAUUUUUAAUGUGAAUCAAUAGAGUGAAAACAGCGUAAUUCAAACAUUUAAUCCAUCUAACAGUGCCGAGCUAAAGAAUCGAAAAUGACGCGCAUAACGGAAACCAAGUCCGUUAAGGUGGACAAUUGGGGAGUGUUUUUCCUGCAGAAGUUGCAAAACUUCUUCAACAAGACCGACCACUGCGAUCUGACGUUGCAGUUCAACGACAACUCCCAGCUGAAAGUCCAUCGGCUGGUGCUGAGUGCUUGCACCGACUACUUCAACAUGCUGGAAAGUACCUGUGAAAUGUACGACGAUGUGUUGAUCAUGCCGCUGGAUCUGCAGGCGGACGUCAUUGUUCCGAUCGUGAACUUUAUGUACACGGGAACGUUGGAGUUUCAGUACAACAUGUACGAAAAGCUGCUGAAGACGGCCCGUGAUAUGAACAUGACCGUGCUGUUGAAGCUGUUGGAAGCACACAAGCAAACUACCAGGAUGGUCCAAGGCGGAAGACAGCCAGUGGUGUUGAACAAGCAAGCUCCAACUCCCAGACCUCGAACGAAUGCGCAAAGUGGUGUGACAUAUCAGAUGCCAGCCUCCGUUGCGAGAAGCUAUGGAUCGGUGAAACAAAUUGCCCAGUCCAGGCCUGUGCAGAGGCUUGGGCAAGUAUCGAAAACUACGAUCGCUCCCUUAUCGACUGGGUAUGCGACGAACAAGAGCAUGAGUAUCCCGGAACCACGCACUUUAGUCCAAAAAUACGGAGCUGGAAAGGAAAGCCAACCUGGUCCGUCUAGGUUUGAAGAAACUGGUAUCCAGGAUACACUGGAGGGAUCAUUCGAUGACAUUUCUUAUGAGAGUAAGCCGUUGGUCACGGCCGAUCAAAUCAAAAAGGAAGAGGAGACGUCUCCCUUCGAAAAACUGCGGAAAGGUUACACAAAUGUGAAUCUGGCGAAACGGCCUGCGCCAACCAGUUUCUCUACACCAGCAGCGAAGAAGCCCAAUUUAGAUGAGGUUAAAGAAUUUACGGAAGCUGCUAGGUUGAGAAGUCAGAUAGCAGCCGAAGAUGAUGAUUCGCCUGGUUUUGCUGAUGACACUCAUUUCGAUGAUGACGACGAUGAUGGAGAACAACAAACUCAGCAACUCCCGACGAAAGCCAGUCCUCACACAUCGAGGCAAAUCAUCAUCAAGCAAGAGCAAAAAUCUUCGCCUGGUUCUUCUGGAUCUGUUAAGCAAAUUACCGUCAAAGAUGAAUCCGGAAAUGUCGACCACGCAAAGAUCAUCAGCGAAGUGUUGAAGAAGUACCCGCAUUUGGUAAAGAAAAACAAGAACAUCAAACUCAAAAUCAUGCAAAAAACGUCUACUGCACAAUCCACUUCCGGUGGUCAAGGCCAAUCAGCUACAGCCGGUCCAUUGAAAAUGGAAGUUCGCACAGCAACGCCCUUGAAGACGGACAUUUCCAUGGUUCGCAAAGCAACGGAAGUCGCACGUGCUCCGGCACCCAAUGCCACCUCCACACCGGCUCCGAAGAAAAUCGAUUCUAAAACCAUGCACGCCCUGAUUGCAAAGGGAGCCGAGAACAUGACCGGCCCCUGGCUGUGUUUACGUUGCGGCAUCGAUGGGCGCCCCAUCAGUAUUCCCAGCUACAAAGCCUUCCGCAACCAUUUGAUCGUUAAACAUAAAGAGAAAAUUGACGCUCGCAUUUGCGAACACUGCGGCUGGAAAGCUGAGCAACGGAAUCCUCAUCUGUUCUAUCAUUGGUUGACGGAACACAACAUCAAGUCAACUAUCAAGUUCCCUGUUUGCUCGGAAUGUGGUCACGUCGCAAUGAAUGCUCCUGCCUUGCAGAAACACGAAGAAGAAAAUCACCAGCGGGGUGAUUUGCAACAGUGCAUCUACUGUAACAAAGUGUUCGCCAAGGAAAUGGAUCUGUACGAACACAUGAAGAGCCUGCACAAGCAGAGGGCUCGAGAUGAUGGUGUCAUUGAUUUCUCGGACGACGAAUAUCACGUCGAAGAGGAGGAAGAGGAGGAGGAGGAAGAUACAACCGCCACUCCAAAUACGAGCCAAGAAAAGCAAAUCAAGGUGUUGUCCAACAUAAGCAUUACGAAUAACAGAGGAAUUCCGUUUGUUAUCGACCACAGCCAAGCGCAAACGGUUUCCCAAAUCGGAGGCAAAUCACAAAUCCAGCUGCAACAGAUUACCCUGGAACCGUCGUCGGAAGCAGAAGCACUCAGUAAUGUGGCAUCCGGCAUAGCCACCAGUUUAGGUUUGGUGGACAGUGCUAGCGUCGUUAUCGAGGAUCACAACUUCCCAGGCCAAUACAUCGAACAUCAGAUGGCGACGGUGCAUGGCGAAACGGGAACGACUACCACAGUGACGGCUACCGGGCCGGAUCAGCUGACCAAGUUGAUUACGGAGGACGGUACGGAGUUGCAGUUGACGCAAAGCCAGAAGGAGGAGAUUUUCUCACAGUUGCAGAAUAGCGGAAACGGUGGCAACGUGGUGAUGGUACUGAACGAUGAGAACUUCAUCAGCGGUACCGGGCUUCACCUGGAAGAUGGUACACAGUUGAUCUCGUCCGCCGCAUCCACCGGUCAUAACUCGAACAUUGUUGUUAUGUACACUCAAGCCGAACCGGAUCAUACCACUCACAGUACAGUCACAACUACAGCACCAGUGACAACGACAGUAGCUUCAACCGUCACCAGUGAGAACAUGGAACAUCACGAAGAAGUCGAAGCAGCGGAAGAAGGAGCAUCCAAAGGCACUGCUGCAGUCGCUACUGAAGAUGAGACAUCGCAAGCAUCGACGCAACCCUCGGAGAAGGCCAGUGAGAAGGAUUCAGAAAACCAGCAAAUGGAAGUUGAUGCCGAGAACAGUCAACACGAUGCUGAUUUGAGUGAAUCGGCUGAUGCUGAAGAUUCGAAGCAUGAAGAAGAGGAGGAGGAGAAGGCUGCCAAGGAGCGGGAAAAAUUGAAACUAAUAUCUGAGUUGGAAGGCGAUUGGUCCGAGGAUACAGAAGAACACCCCGUUGCUACAGAGCAGAAGGAAGAGGCGAAAGAGCCGGCAAGUAAAUCAGUGGAGCAAGAGCCAGAAAAACAAACCGAACAAGAGAUAGAAAAGGAGCCAAUCAGUGACAAAUCGAAGACUGCUGCUGCAGCAGCAGAGAAACCCAGCAAAGCUAACGAAAAAGAAAUAAGUCAACUGUUGGACGAUUGGAACAGUGAGACAAAGUUGACCGAAAACGAUUCCGAUGCUGACCUGGAGAAGAAGUUAGAGAAAGUUGUCGGUGAAAAGCAUGCAGAACAUAAAGAUGAAAAUAAGGAAGAAAAGGAAACGGAAAUGCCCAUGGAAACAUCAGCAGCUGAUAACACAGCUGACAGCGUGGAUAGCAGUAUGAACGAAAACGAUACUCAUGUAGUGGUGUUGGCUGCCGAAAGUGAAACGGAGACUUCGAUGAAGGAAGACGACGCUGACAAUAGUCAGGAGGAGAAACCAGCAGAAAAACAGAAAAAACUUGAACCCGAAAGUAAAAACGACACCACUGAGGAAGAUCAGGAUGAUCCGAAGGAGGAUGAAGAGGACAAAGCUAAAUCGAAGGAAGUGGUGAGCUCGUUGCUUGGAGAUUGGGACGAAGACGAUGAUCUGUAGAGAGUUGUUAUAUUCUUAUAGCAUAACAAUAAUAUCAUGUGACUUUUUAGAAAAGAUACGAUGUGCUAAUAUUAACAGUAGCAUUCAAAGUUUAAAAUGAACGGUAAUAGCAUUACACUGUUACUAAUUUUAUAGAUCAAGUUUUAUAUUUAAUAUAUUACGUGAAAUUGUCUUAUUUUUCUCAUAUUAGAAAUAUUUUGUACUAACUACUGCACUGUUCACUCCAUACAUAGCAAUUUAUGCCUUUGAUACUUCAAAGAAUAGAUACAAAUCGAAAGAAGCAUGAUUCUUUCUAAAUUUUUCUAUUCUUACAAAACUAUCGAAUCGGAUGUCCGUCAGCUGUGGAUUGCCUGUCCGAUUGGUGAAUUGUGGCUGCUAAACAUCGCAUAAAAUGCCAUCUACGGAUUGAACAUCAAAUCUCAUUAUUGGUUCGUGUCUUUGAUUUGUGAUACGUUUACAGAAUCCGUUUGCCAACGAAGAACAAUUUCAUGUCAGAGUCGAUGCUAAUAAUAGCCACGAAGCCAGAACUACCAAUCGAACUGUCAGCCUAUUGCAGUCAUUACUAAAGAUACUUGAAUCAAUUAUUAUAAAAAAUUUUUGCUGGAUAUUUAGUGCAUGUUGUCCUUGCGAAGUUAUAGCAAGCAUUUAGUUGAUAUUAUUUCAGGUCGCCUAAAUAGUAUUAUCUUCCUGAAUCUUUGUCAUCGACAUGAUAUCUGUUUUCUUCAUAAUCAAUGUCACUCGAUGCUAACGCAAAACAUGUGGUUGCCGCUAACACUGGUGAAAAGCGAAGACAACAAAUCGUCUGAGGAUGUAAUAUUUGCUAUAAAGUUCGUUCGAAGCAUUUACCUUUGAGCGGCAGAUGACGCGAUUGUACCUGUAUCAGCGUUCGUAUGAGAAAAUGGCAGAGUUGCCAGUCUUCUUGAUUUGUUGUCUUCGUGAAAAGUCAAUGCUGCUUGUUUGAAACAUUUUAUUUUUACGGGAUUCUAACAUCGACUCUGAUGCCUUCUACGGAAUAGUUCUUUGCUUUCAACUGGAUUUUCAUGAUUUCAUAAAAUUUCUCUCGUAAAAAAAAUGGUUUUCAGACAAAUUUGGCUUGAUUGAAAUGAAAUUAUAGUCUAUUUUUUCCUUUAAUUUAAGUGUCCCUGAAAGUACUAAACUUUAGACGUCACUGUCGUUAGAGCAUAAGCGAAUAUAAAAUGGACCAUACUGUGAAUUGGUUAACGUUUUAGUUGUUUAAGAGAUGUUUCUUGUAAGCAGUUUAGUAUAGAAAGAUGAUGUAAAAAAUAUAAACUGUC